Messenger RNA from Varanus komodoensis (Komodo dragon), 1313 nucleotides. Its product is annotated as Sjoegren syndrome nuclear autoantigen 1 homolog. The transcript is spliced from 2 exons. Gene Ontology annotation, cellular component: ciliary basal body; centrosome. Lineage: Eukaryota; Metazoa; Chordata; Lepidosauria; Squamata; Varanidae. The record is from RefSeq and is a predicted model, not a curated record. Bases 118 to 540 code for a protein of 140 amino acids.
CAGCGAGGCUAUUCUGGGGGGCACGUGGGCGGCCGCGGGCUAUUCUGGGUCUUGGGAAGAGAGCCGCCAGCACGGAGGCAAGGAGGAGCGGGUCGCCAGGAGCGCUUCUUCCAGCUGAUGGGUAUAGGAAGUCAGUGGUGGGUGCAGCCAGCAGAAGACAACACAUUAUUCCUCAGAAGGUGGAGGAUGACCCAUCAGGGAGCUGUUCUGCAAGGCUAUAAUAAUGAACUUGUGAAACACAUAGAAGAUUUGUGCAUACAAAGAGAGGAGCUGAACAAGCAGAUUAGACAAUCAGAAGAGGAGAAGAAACAGAUCCAAGAUGAAAUUGAGAUACUGACAAAACGGUUGGAAUGUGUGCAUGAAAGCUUAGCUUGGAAAAAUGCUGCACAGAAAGAACUUGAUAAAAUUCUUGCUGAAAGUGAACUGGCUUAUGCAAAGAUCUUAGAAAGUUCUAGAAUGCUGCUGAAUGCUUUGAAAACAGAAAUAGGGAAUUUGGAUAAAACAAUUGUGCUAAAAAGUAGUCAUACUGGGGACAUAUAAAUGCUUGGGCUUUAACACCACUACACUGGACCUGGUGAAAAGUUACACAAGAGAUGUUCCCUUUUGAUUUCAUGUAAGUGGCUUUAUGUACAUAUAUCCUGUAUGAUUUGAAGGCAUGUCUGUAUUUUCAUCUGUGAAAUGUCAUGGGUUAUAGAAUCCUGAAAGUAGAUGGUUACAGAUUUUUAAAAUGUUAAAAUUAUGUUCUGCUCACUCUUCUGCAGGAACAUUUUGAAAGAGCAUUGUCUCUCUGGCAAACCCUUGUGGACCUGAACAAUACAGGUGGAUUAAUGUUUCACUGAUGAAUAAUAAAACUCCAGUGACUGGAUCAAAAGCAGCAAGUUCAAAUAAGCUUUCUUGGAAGAGUACUGUCAUUGUUUGGAGCUUGUUUUGAAAAGGAUAGAACUAUAUCAAGACAAUCAUGCUGUUUGGGUUUUUUUACAGCUCAAUACUUUGUCCUAUUUGAGAGACAAAUAUAAUGGAUAUAUUUAUUUGCAGACAAAAAUAAAGGAGGCAAUUAAAAGUUCGCAUACUGUGAUACCUUGGGCACUCAGCAGUUCCAGCCUAAUCUAAUGCAUUAAAGGAAAAUUCUGCUUGUAGCAGCUUGGAAACUGCCUGCUUCAGCUUGAGCAUCAACCCGAACUGAGCUUCAGAAAUCCAAGAAUUCCUGUCUCACGUUGAUUAGAACGGGAACUCAAAAGUGUACAUAACUUGGUCAAAUAUUUUGUAUGCAUAUGAAUUAUGCCUGUCAAAUGUCUGGUAAAUAAGUGUAGAGA